GGGCGCUGUGCGGUCCGCUAAACACUUCUGCCGCGCGAUUCUGUGUUUAGUGAGUGCUUCUACAUCUGUGUGUCGUGAGACUCCUCCGAUUUGUCCAAGGCAAUCCGUGUAAGUAGCAUAUUCAAGCGAAUGUCAUCGCAGUUCUUUCGUGUCAUUGGUGGGAUAAAGCGAGUUUAUAGAUAUCAGAAUUGUCAUUAGUAUUGAUGACAAGAAGUGCAUUUUUGGAAGCUUUUGGGCAAAAGCCAAGAAUGCAAAACUAACUGUUACCGCUCAGCCUGGACUUGGGUUCUCGCGGGGAUGCGCCCUCGUUGAGAGCCGCGCUUUCAUGAACUGCGUCCAUUCACAAUUCCAACACGCGAAACAAAACUUUAAACCACGAUUUCGCAGCCGUCGUCUUUCUGAUUCAAUUUCUCGAGAACCACAGGCUCGAAAAUCUACACUGCACUAUCGCUAGCGAUGUUGCUGCUGCUGCUGCUACCGUUGCUGGAAAUGAAGAUGACGAUGAAGACAACCAUGAAGAUGCUUCUGCUGCUCAUCUGCGCUCCAUCCACAUCUCUCGCGCGGGACCCCGUGUGCCAGGAGAUCACGGUACCCAUGUGCAGAGGCAUCGGCUACAACCACACGUACAUGCCCAACGACUUUCGCCACGACUCGCAGGAGGAGGCCGGCCUCGAGGUGCACCAGUUCUGGCCGCUCGUCGAAAUCCACUGCUCGCCGGACCUGCGCUUCUUCCUGUGCAGCAUGUACACUCCGAUCUGCCUGGAGGACUACAAGCAGCCGCUGCCCCCGUGCCGCUCGGUGUGCGAGAGGGCCCGCGCCGGCUGCGCGCCGCUCAUGCGCCAGUACGGGUUCGCGUGGCCCGACCGCAUGCGCUGCGACCGCCUGCCCGAGCAAGGCUCACCCGACAGCCUCUGCAUGGACCACAACCGCAACGACGCGGGGCAUCCCCCGGGGGCGCCUGCGGGCCAAGGCGACGGUGGCAUCCCCUCCUCCGACGUGACCGAAAGGCAGGUGCCGCCCAGAGACGGGGGAAGGCAGCCAGGUGCGGCAGGAGGAGGAGGAGGUAGGGGCAGAGUGAUCGGGGGCAGCGCGGAGUGCGAGCCGAUCUGCGGCUGCAGGGCUCCCCUGGUGCGCAUCUCGAGCCCUCGCCACGUCCUCUACGACCGCGUGCGCACGGGGCAGGUGCGCAAUUGCGCGACGCCCUGCCACUCGCCGUUCCUCGGGCGGGAGCAGCGCACGUUCGCGUCCUUCUGGAUCGGGCUGUGGUCGUCGCUGUGCUUCGUGGCCACGUUCGCCACCGUGAGCACGUUCCUCAUUGACAUGGAGCGCUUCAAGUACCCGGAGCGGCCCAUCAUCUUCCUGUCGCUGUGCUGCAUGCUGGCGUCGCUCGGCUACAUCGUGCGGAUGGUGGCGGGCCACGAGGCGGUGGCGUGCAGCGCGGACUGGCACCACGUCCUCUACUGCGACUCCGGACCUGCGCUCUGCACUGCCGUCUUCCUGCUCACUUACUUCUUCGGAAUGGCUGGCUGCGUGUGGUGGGUCAUCCUGUCCCUCACCUGGUUCAUGGCCGCGGGAUUGAAGUGGGGCAGCGAGGCCAUAGCCGGCUACUCGCAGUAUUAUCACCUGGCCGCCUGGCUCCUGCCAAGCAUUAAAGCCAUCGCCGCGCUGGCGAUGAACGCCGUGGAUGGGGACCCCGUGGCCGGGAUCUGCUCCGUGGGCAACCAGAGCCUGGACAACCUCCGCGGCUUCGUGCUGGCUCCACUGGUCGCUUACCUGCUGAUGGGCACGGCGUUCCUGCUGGCGGGGUUGGUGGCGCUCUUUCGGAUCCGCAACGCCAUCAAACAGCAGCAGCAGCAGAUGCAGCAGGUGCAGCAGCUGACGCAACAGCAGCAGCUGAUGCAGAGCAGCGCGAAUCCCGGAGGCGCCAAGACGGAGAAACUGGAGCGGCUCAUGGUCCGCAUCGGGGUAUUCGCUGUGCUCUACACGGUGCCCGCGGCCGUGGCGGUUGUGUGCAACCUGUACGAGCAGCAGCACCGCGACAGCUGGGAGCGAACCCUGGUAUGCGGUGGCGGUGUCGGCGGCGAUGGUGGCUUCUCCGUGGAUCCCAGUGCGUGUGGACCUGGGUCAGGUCACCUGCCCGAACCGGGUGCCCGGCCAGACUUUGCGGUGUUCAUGCUCAAGUACUUUGUGUGCCUGGUGGGUGGCAUCACGUCGGGUGCAUGGAUCUGGUCGGGCAAGACGGCCGGGUCAUGGAAGAGGUUUUACAAGAGGUGCCGGGCUUGGCGCUCAGGGAAGAGGCACAGGUCCCCGAUCGGAGCCGGAAGAGGGUCUGGAUCGUACCCGAAGCAGCUGCCCUUUUCCCACGUGUAGGACACAUGGGCCAGCCGAUGGUGAGGGAGCCUCGACGUAUUGGUCAAUUAGAGGGAUCUUCAAGAGGACACUUAUAGGUGACCUCAAUAAUGAUCAAUACACUAAUUGAAACAAUGCUGGAGAAUACCCAUAGGAAGUUAGAAACACAGACACCCCAAUAUUCAGUCCAAUUAUUCAUGCAAAAUUGUAGGCAAUGCUUCGUACUCUUAAGGGGACCAAAUCGGAAUAAGAGUCAAAUAGUUUUUCUUCUCAAACAAACAUUGGGUUAUGCACGUCUCAAUUCGUGACCCUGAGCCAACAGCGAACAUUACACAUUCCCAUGUUUUUAUAUAUAACUGCUUUUGAUUUCCUAUGAAGUGGUGUUUAUUUUUUAUUAUCCUUUGAAGGAUUAAGGGCUGAUUUGGCUCUCCAUAAACAUAAUUUAAACUCGUAAUUUUCCAUCGUUCAAGUACUGUGAUAAUGAUGCAACUUCGCCGAUUGUUACAAUUACAAAGGAACCUCCAUUAUGAACCUGAUAACCCAAUACUAUAGUCAAUGUAUACGGGAUGUCACCACUGCUUUACUGCUGUAACACAUUCGAUAUUCUCAUCUACAUUAAUGGCCCUAAACCAGUGGUGGAAAUUCCGCAUUCUUAUGGCAGAGGGAACCAUAUUUCAUACCUGCAACUCCCUAUUGAUUUCAUUCUACAGUGCUUAUUUUGUGGCGAUAAUGGCACCUAGUAUAUGACUGUGGAAUUUUUUACCACUGGCUUAAGACCUGCAACAAAUACAGGUGCCAUCUAACUCUCCAACAUCCAAAUCGUCAAUUCAUCAGAUUCACACACGUCAAUCCAAAAAUGGAAUCUACUUUGUGGGAAGCUGGUUGAAGUAUGGAACAUUUGCCCCUGUGACAAAAAUGUGAGAUUUACACUCGUGGCUUAGGGCCACCAGUGGUGAUGCACACUGCCCUGCUUCUGUCUUGAGCAGGGAUACAAAUUGGACUGAAGUAAUUAUGUAGUGCUCACAGAAUGCACAACAACAUGGAAGCUCUCACUGGAAGAAAUUAAGGACGGCAAUCAACCGUUCAAUCGUACCUGGCAAUGCAAAGGCACCUCACAUUUUUCAAGUAUAAUUGAUUAAUUCAUGCCUCCGUGUUGUCCCUUAUGUGAAUACUGUAUAGUGAAUGAAUGAAGUAGAGGGUACAGUUCAUACGUUUGUUUUCUCAUUCUCGCAGCAGUUGGUAAUUAUUAAAUCUACUGUCAAUGAAGAGAAUAACUCUUGGAUACCUUAAGUCACUUAAAGAGAUUCUGAUAUUGUACAAACCUUAGGCUGCUGUGCAUUCAUUAUUGUUGCUGUUGUUAUAUAUGUAUGCCAAUUACCAUUGAGAAGUAUAUGCUGUGUAAAUAAUGUACAGCUACUAUGUAUUUAGGAACACGUGUUUACAUAUGUAUGAUUGUUGAUGCAUUCCAGUGAAAAUACACCAAUUAAUUUAUAUGCUAUUUUACCAACGCUUCACUUGCUAAGUUGAUACUUGUUGAAAUAUAUAUUUUUCAAAUUGAA
Lethenteron reissneri (Far Eastern brook lamprey) is the source of this 3908-nucleotide messenger RNA. Its product is annotated as frizzled-8-like. Gene Ontology annotation, molecular function: Wnt receptor activity; Wnt-protein binding. The record is from RefSeq and is a predicted model, not a curated record. Gene Ontology annotation, cellular component: plasma membrane. Lineage: Eukaryota; Metazoa; Chordata; Hyperoartia; Petromyzontiformes; Petromyzontidae. Gene Ontology annotation, biological process: non-canonical Wnt signaling pathway; canonical Wnt signaling pathway.